AUGUCGAUCGAACAAAAGGAAGACAAUAUGGAGAUCGUUGGCGAGCAGUGGCGAGAAGACUGGAGAGUGAUGGUUGUGUUGACUCGGUUUGGAGGUCUCCGAAAAGCAGCAGCCUUACCAACGGGGAAUUUAGCAACUGAUUUCGAGCAUGAAAGUUUUCAUUUUUUUUCUUAUAUAUCCCUGGCGAUGGUGAUGGUUACUGAGGGAGGCAAAAUCUCAGAUAAAAAACUGGUAAAACCUAUUGGGAAGGUGACAAUGGUGGCUAAUAUGCACCAGAGGAAGGGUGAGAUGGCCUUCCAUUUUGAUUGCUUCAUUGCUUUGUCUGGUGGCUAUGAGACUUUGGAUUGGAGGUGGGUUUGCUUAAUUGUUGAUGGCUACUACAGCUUCUUCCUGACUGUCAUUGAUAAAGCAGUUGACGAUGACUUCAUAAAGCCUUGUGAGUGCCACAUCUUUGUUUCUGCCCGUAAUACCAAAGAGCUAGCCCUAAAACUUGAGGCCUGCUACGUGACCCUAGGGUUUAUGGCAGGGACGGGUUCGAUGAGGUUGACAGUGGUGAUGACCACGAUGGCAGGUUUGGGGAUUUUCGCGAUGGCCGUGUCGAACACCAGCGACGCGCGAUUUCACGCGAGGGUACCGAUUUGGAGGUCGAGGAUGAGGGGCUGCACCGUCGUGGCUGGGGCGGUCGUGAGGGAGACUUUCAGCGGCGACCAGCUUUUGGGGAAUUUGACGGGGUUGAUCGAUUUGGACAUCACCGGCGUGACGGCAGGCGUCCGAUAG
Striga hermonthica is the source of this 777-nucleotide messenger RNA. NCBI's taxonomy places the organism in Eukaryota, Viridiplantae, Streptophyta, Magnoliopsida, Lamiales, Orobanchaceae. The record is from the annotation of a GenBank genome assembly.